This is a messenger RNA of Drosophila montana, 972 nucleotides long. Its product is annotated as proteasome subunit alpha type-2-like. Bases 143 to 847 code for a protein of 234 amino acids. The transcript has a single exon. Gene Ontology annotation, cellular component: proteasome core complex; proteasome core complex, alpha-subunit complex. The record is from RefSeq and is a predicted model, not a curated record. Gene Ontology annotation, biological process: proteasomal protein catabolic process; ubiquitin-dependent protein catabolic process. Lineage: Eukaryota; Metazoa; Arthropoda; Insecta; Diptera; Drosophilidae.
GUACUCUAAGGAAACUCAGGACAAUCAGUACAACUUUCCCAGUACACUCGAAAAUCGUGGGAUAUUUUGUUUUUUGGUAAAUAUUAUAUAUAUAUGUAUAUAUAUAUUUUGUUCCAUAUUAUGACUGAGUCGGCCUUUCGAGAUGAGUGUAAAUCGUUAUAACUUCUCGCUGACCACAUUCAAUCCGGCUGGCGAGCUGAAGCAGGUGGAGUAUGCCAAUAAUUGUGGAUCGAAGGGUGCGCCAACUGUGGGGAUCAUAACGAAGAACGGACUCGUUUUGGCCACAGAGAAGAGGAUCGACUCGAAACUUACGAUCGGACGCACCGUCAAGAAGCUGGAGAAGAUUGGCUCACAUAUGGCGAUGGCCUAUUCCGGCAUGGCUCCAGAUUUUCGCAUCCUGUCAAAGAUGGCGCAAAAGACGUGCGCCGCAUACAGCCUGGUCCACUCGGGCAUUGUGCCCGUCGACGGCAUGGCGAUGGCCGUCUCCAACACCAUGCAGGAAUUCACCCAAUCCUGUGGGGUCCGUCCAUUCGGGCUAUCGGUCCUGCUUGGCGGUUGGGAGAGGGGGCAUGCACGUCUCUAUCGCUUGGAUGCCGCCGGUUCGCUUCUGCCCUUUAGAGCCUGUGCCGUCGGCAAAGAUGCAGAGCAACGCAUGGAAAUUCUGGAACGCCACUAUAAUCCGAAACUAACUAUGGAAUUCGCCAUAUAUCUGGCCAUUCAGACGAUCAGAAUGGGCGACGAGCAGUCGAUGCCGGCCCAGCACUUCGAAAUUGGCAUAAUCGAUAAGACUGGCUUCAGGCGCCUGGACAUCGCGACAAUCGAGGCCUAUUUAACGAAAAUGAACUAAAUUGCAGCAACACGACUGAAAUCGAACGCAGCUCUUUUGGUGUGCAAGUUUAUAAUGUGAUACGCUGGAAUGAAACACAUUUUCUUUUAUCCCGUUUUCGGUUCUUACAAAACCUUUUCAAUUCA